This is a messenger RNA of Cottoperca gobio, 1509 nucleotides long. RefSeq names its product synaptotagmin-1-like. Gene Ontology annotation, cellular component: synaptic vesicle membrane; dense core granule; axon. Gene Ontology annotation, biological process: calcium ion-regulated exocytosis of neurotransmitter; synaptic vesicle endocytosis. The coding region runs from base 1 to 1239 and encodes 412 amino acids. NCBI's taxonomy places the organism in Eukaryota, Metazoa, Chordata, Actinopteri, Perciformes, Bovichtidae. The record is from RefSeq and is a predicted model, not a curated record. Gene Ontology annotation, molecular function: clathrin binding; SNARE binding; calcium-dependent phospholipid binding. The transcript has 8 exons.
AUGACUGGGAACCGUCGAGCGGCUCCGGCAGCACCGGGCACCCCCGCUAUCCCAACCCACUUGCCAAAUGCAACAAUCACCCCAGGCCAAAAACAUUCUGAAGGCCACAGUCCCAACAAGUUCAUGAGUGAACUGCACAGCGUCCACAUGCCAUCAUCGGCUGUUGCUGCCCUCUGCAUCGUAAGUUUGUGCGUGGUGUUGUCGUGUGCUGUGUGUGUGUGGAAGAAGUGCUUGAAAAAGAAGGACAAGGACAAAGAAAAUGACAAGAAAAAGGGAAAAGAGAAGAGCAACGGAGGCUUUGACACUGAAAUGGAUGGAGGUUACAGCGAGCCGCUGAAAGAUGCAGGUAACAAAGAAACGGAGCUGUCAGACGAUGAGCCCAAGGAGGAGGAGAAGCUGGGCAGGCUUCAUUUCACAUUAGACUACAACUUCACAGAUAACACGCUGAUAGUCGGCAUCUUGCAGGCUGCUGAACUUCCUGCGAUGGAUGUGGGCGGUAGUUCUGACCCUUAUGUUAAACUCUAUCUGCUCCCGGACAAAAAGAAAAAGUUUGAAACCAAAGUGCAUAGGAAGACCCUUGAACCGAACUUCAAUGAGACGUUCACAUUCAAGGUGCCAUACACUGAGCUUGGCGGGAAAACACUUAUGAUGACUGUGUACGACUUUGACCGUUUCUCAAAACACGAUGCCAUCGGAGCGGUGAAGAUACUGAUGAGCAGUGUGGACUUCAGCCAGUCUCUGCAGGAGUGGAGGGAUCUGCACAAGGCAGAGAAGGAGGAGAGUGAGCGGCUGGGAGACAUAUGUUUGUCCUUGAGGUAUGUGCCUACUGCAGGGAAGCUGACAGUGGUGAUUCUGGAGGCCAAAAACCUGAAGAAAAUGGAUGUGGGUGGAUUAUCAGACCCUUAUGCGAAGAUCCACUUAAUGCAGAAUGGGAAAAGACUCAAGAAAAAGAAAACAUCGACAAAGAAGAACACUUUGAACCCUUACUACAACGAGUCUUUCAGCUUUGAAGUGGCAUUUGAACAGAUAGAGAAGGUGCAAAUAGCGGUGACUGUGUUGGACUAUGAUAAGAUUGGGAAGAAUGAUGCCAUCGGGAAGGUGCUGCUGGGCAGUACCAGCCCUGGGACUGAGCAGCGCCAUUGGGAAGACAUGCUGGCAAACCCUCGGAGGCCAAUAGCCCAAUGGCAUAGCCUCAAACCAGAGGAAGAAAUCAACGCGCUACUUUCAAACAAGAAAUGAAAACCUUGAUCUCAGUGUGCUAUGACCUUUCAGUCUUUACUUCAAUUACUUCCAAUUUGUGUUCGUACCUCUCCUAAUUCCAUUAAAAAACCUUUAAGCUACUUAACUAAGUAAAUCUACCCAAUAAUACCGUUUUACCCUUGACACUAUCCAAGUCAUUCUUAUGGACUUCAAGCCUUCUUCCUUAAGUAAUUCCCUCCUGCUUAUACCUUAACUGCUACAAAGAGUUUUAAACAAAGAUGUAUCACUAUGUACAUUGCUAUUAAACAA